AUGGGGCUAUGGGUGCAUUUGGUUCAAGCUUUUUCCUGCUUCUUGAUUAAGGAAGCAAAUGCUACUUUUACUCCUGCUGAUAAAUAUUUGAUUGCUUGUGGUUCAGCCACUAACUACAUGGUGGGUGAUAAUUCUGGCUGGGAUAUUAGUACUGAUCUUGAUACAUGGUUACUAGUGUUCCAGUUUUCGAUGUAUCAUAGUGUGUAUGAGGUAAGAAAGGAGAUUUUUGAUAGGUGCAACAUAACAAAUACAGUAAAAUGGAGCAGUAAAGGCAAUACAAGUUUCCCAAUAACAGUGCCAGGGGACAGUUACUUCAUUUGCGGGAACAGGUUACAUUGCCUUGGAGGGAUGAAACUUGAUGUAAAUGUAGAAGAUAAUAUUAACAAGAUGGCUUCUCCAGCUUCACCGCCAUUACCUCAGGCCGGAGCCUCUAAUUUUCCUACACAUUCUUCUAAGACCAACAACCCUUCAACUAUGGUUCCUCGUUUGGCUAAUUUGCCCAACCAAGUUGAUUUAGAUUCUGUACUUGUCGCAACACUUGGGUUUCCCAUUGAUUCAUUUAUAUCAAUAUGUCCAACAUUAGAACUGAUACAACAGGGCUAG
Solanum tuberosum (potato) is the source of this 603-nucleotide messenger RNA. RefSeq names its product blue copper protein-like. Gene Ontology annotation, cellular component: plasma membrane. The transcript has 3 exons. The record is from RefSeq and is a predicted model, not a curated record. NCBI's taxonomy places the organism in Eukaryota, Viridiplantae, Streptophyta, Magnoliopsida, Solanales, Solanaceae. Gene Ontology annotation, molecular function: electron transfer activity. Bases 1 to 603 code for a protein of 200 amino acids.